CAGCGACCCGUUAGCCGGAUUCAAAACCGGGGAGGAAUCCGUCCCCAAAUCCUCACGACUCCCUGCGCCCAUCCCACAUUCCCACGAGCUCCCGUCAUUUGCAGAUCUGUUUCUCCCAACUCGAUCGCCCCCAGCGCCCGCGCGAGCCAGAUUUAUGCGGCCUCGUUGCUGCGCGCUGCAGCCAUGCAGAGAGGCGGCGGCGGUGGCGGCUUGGGAGCGGGUUUGACUGCUGUUGCGGAGUUGCGGAGGGAUCGGUAUCGGGCUCGGCAAUGGCGAACCUGUCGGACUCGGCGGGCGGCGGCAGCGGCCGCGCCGGCGCGGAGCUGAUGGUGCCGCAGUUCCUGCUCAAGGCGCUGCACGCCAUCCUCGCCGUGCGCGCGCCGCGCCCGCAAGCGUCGGCGCCCGCGGCUUCGGCGGCGGCGGCGUUCCGGAGGCGGGACAGGUGGUUCCACCUGCCGCUCCAUGCGCCGCCGCCGCCGCCCGCGGCGGAGCACCUGCCGGAUCCGUCCCCCGGGGAGCCGCUCGUGGUGGACGUGUACCUGGCCCAGUCGGGCGGCGGGGGAGCGGAGGAGGUGGUGGAGCGGUGGACCGUUGCGUGCGAGCCCUGGCCUUCACCCGCGGCGGCGGCGGCCGUGGGGGAGGGGCUGGCGGUCAACAGGUCGUACAAGCGCUGUAUCACGUUGCUGCGGUCGCUGUACACCGCGCUCCGAUUCCUCCCGGCGUACCGCGCCUUCCGCCUGCUCUGCGCGUCCGGCCAGGUGUACAACUACGAGAUGGGCCACCGCGUCGGUUCCUUCGCCGCGCCCUUCUCCCGCACCGAGGAGUUGGCCAUGCGCACCCGCAGCUUCGCCCCCGUCGAGACCCAGCUCGGCCGCAUUGUCGUCUCCGUCCAGUACCUCCCCACCCUCGCCGCCUUCAAUUUCGUGGUCUCCUCCCUCGCAACCGCCACGAUCAUCACGGAUUACGUCGGCAGCCCUGCGGCCGAGCCUAUGAGCGCCUUCCCGGCAUCGCUUACGGAGGCCGCCGGCUCGGCCUUUCCGCUGCCUUCGAGGCGCCCCAACAGCUGGGCGUCGCCUGCGCCCUGGCCGCACACGCCAGGGCAGCAAGCGAAGUUCUCGCCGCCGCCAGCAGCGUACGCGUCGCCUACGCCCUCGCCGCCCACGUUUGCCGGUGGCUACCUGCACUCGCGGUUUAGCGGCGAGACUGCGCCAAUGAGCAUACCGCAGGUGGGCGGUGGCAGGGGCCCUGUGCACCAUCGGAACAUGUCGGAACCCAAUAAAGCGAUCAUGUUUCCCCCACCUUCGCCAAAGAGUGUGCGAGGGGAGGCAGGGAUCCAGGAGUCCCCGAAGGAGACCAGCCGGUCGUUCAGAAGGGCGGAUGGCAUCCGGAUGGGCGAUCUCUAUGCUAACUUGCCUGGUUCUAAGAUUAAGGACAGUAGGGACGAAUCUGGCAGGUUCUCUGGUGUCUUCUCUUCUAGUGGUUCGCCACAUCUUGGGGUUUCAAGAAGUUCAAGCAGAUUGUCUAUGCCGGAUGAUACUGAUGACACAGAUUUUCCUUUUGCUGUGGAUGAUGUUGAUCCAGAUUCCCGACCUGGUAGUGGUGGAAAGGACGUGGAGGAUCAGGCAGGUUCCUCAUCCCAUAAAUCACAAGACGCUGCUGUUGGGUACCUAGUCCACCUGCUGAAGUCCGCACGCCCACUUCGAGAUCCUAGCUACUCAACUCAUACAUCAAGGGCCGAAUCUACUGAAGCAGGCAGCACCAGCUCUUUCAUGUCCCGCAGGACAUCUGAUGCAUUCGAGGAGCUUGAAUCUUUCAAAGAAUUAAGGGAGAACCUGCUAGCACAUAGUAGAUCUAGGCUACAAGAUUCAUUGGAUAAGCCCUAGUGUCGAUGAUGCCCCUGAUUCCAUUCUUUAACAGGUGAAGAAUCCAAAACCGUAGAGUAGAUUAUAUGGUGAGCUUGGGCAACUCUUAUUUCAGAUUUGUCCGUGUAUAUUACUAAUCAACAGGCGAUUGUUUCUUAAGGAGAUUAUGCAGGUCGCCAUUGAUUAUGUUGUGGAAAUUGCUUCUUAUUCUUAAACUCAAAGCAGGAAUAUUGCCCGUCUUUGUUCAUGUGUUAGUGUUUGUAUGCAAGAGAAACCAUCUGGGUACAUGUUGCUGGGACUGGGAGCCUAUGAUGGGCACAACGCUCUGGCCUGUGGAAUUAUCAUUCAUGUAACUAGACUAAACUGUUUAUUUAUUCUAUUUUAAGUCUUUA
Molecule: messenger RNA, 2254 nt
Organism: Phragmites australis (common reed)
Lineage: Eukaryota; Viridiplantae; Streptophyta; Magnoliopsida; Poales; Poaceae
Product: autophagy-related protein 13a-like
Exons: 3
Coding region: 270-1883 (537 amino acids)
Biological process (GO): autophagosome assembly; piecemeal microautophagy of the nucleus; mitophagy
Cellular component (GO): phagophore assembly site; Atg1/ULK1 kinase complex; cytosol
Source: RefSeq, a predicted model, not a curated record